Messenger RNA from Morchella sextelata, 1881 nucleotides. RefSeq lists its product as uncharacterized. The record is from RefSeq and is a predicted model, not a curated record. The coding region runs from base 1 to 1881 and encodes 626 amino acids. Gene Ontology annotation, cellular component: cytosol. Gene Ontology annotation, molecular function: guanyl-nucleotide exchange factor activity. NCBI's taxonomy places the organism in Eukaryota, Fungi, Ascomycota, Pezizomycetes, Pezizales, Morchellaceae. Gene Ontology annotation, biological process: positive regulation of GTPase activity. The transcript is spliced from 6 exons.
AUGGCAUCUCAGGACCCAGUGCAGUCCCUUACGGCGAUAUUCAAGGCGGAGGAACAGGAGGGCAAGGAUUUGGUCCCGGUACUCGAGAUGUUGAAAGCACUGAACCCCGAGAAGGCCGAGGAAGAUAUGGAGAAGCUGAAGCAGGCGGUAAAGGCCUGUGCAGAUGCUAGUCGUGAAGAGGAAUGGCGUACGCCAAUUGGUGAAGCUCAGAUACUCACGUUCUUCCAGAGUGUACUUGCAUCAAACUACAAGGACCAUGACAUCUGUCUCCACUCUCUUCGUCUCCUUGGGAACUGUUGUGCCGAUAAUGACAAGAACCGCCAACGUGUGAUCGAUAAUCCGGAGUCCCUUACCCCAAUACUUGAAUGUAUAAAAAACCCAGAUUUACAAAAAGUUGGACUUAUGGUCCUUCAUAAUAUUUGCCUAGACUACGAGCCCUCCCAGUUGAAAGCUAUCUCGGACGGCGCCUGUCCUGUUCUUUUGGAAAUAAUCGGACGUGAAGGGUUCCUAGAAGACGAGGAGCUUGACUACUUUGGCCGUGUUCUCGAGCUACUUGUUUCUCAUGAUGCUGGAAAAGAAGCUUGUCCCCCCUCGGCUCUGAAGACAUUCCUCUCUCUUGCCACUUCCCCGCUAUGCUCAUUUGACGAUCAGCUCUCACUCUCCACGCUAAUCUCAUCACUCCUCACCUCGUCAGAAUUCCAAACCACCCUAAUCUCUUCUGACCUAUUCCCACAAACUCUCGAUCUUUUCGAGAAGUCACUUACCCCCCCGGAAUCCGACUCGGAAAAGCAGGAUGCUAAACUCAUCGCCCACGCCCGUAAAGCCCUUCUAGAGAACAUUGGUGAUUUGUCCUCUCAUAACGACUUCCGGGAUGCAUACCCUCUUUCUAGCCCUGUCAUCGCCCGCGUUCGGGGCUGGCUGAACGAGACGGAUGAUGAAAAGAUAGACUUGACCGUAGCUGCUUGUCUUAUCCUCGGUAAUGUCGGUCGUAGUGAUGAGGUUUGCAGCAGUCUGGUGCAGGAAUAUGAGGUGCACAAAGACCUGUUUGGCAUCAUAAGACGUACGAUCAAGAAGUACAACGACGCUAAAGCUGCGGCUUUGGCUAAGAAAGAGAAGGCAGUGCCUGUUCCAGAGGGAGAGGAGAAGCCAGGUGCGGGACAAGGUGCUGUGGCAGUGGGGGUUCUCCAUGCUGCGACGGGAGUGCUAAAGAACCUUGCAAUCGCGAAGACAAACAAAGCGGCGCUUGGAAGUGCAGGUGUGUUCGACCUGAUAUGGGACAUGUUGAGCAUGGAGGGAGUGGGAGUGGGACAAGUUUGGUAUUCGGCUGUUGGACUAGGGAGAUUGGUCUGCGUUAAUUGCAUUGAAAACGUAACUCUCGCAUUGCAACCAUCUCCCGAGAGAGACGAAAAAACAAUUCUUACCCGCUGUCUUGAGAUUUACAACACCGCGGAAGAACUACCCACCAGAACCGAAAUCGCACGAACCAUCGUUGCCAUGUUCCGUGUCCUCAACGCCUCAUCUACCUACACCUCCACCUCCCCAGAACUGGAGGGAAAGCUCUACACUCACAAGAUCGCAGCACCUCUUUGGGGUAUGAUAACCCAGGACAAAUGGCCUGUCGUCCGCACAGAAGGACUGUUUGGACUGGUCAUCAUGGCGAGAGGUGCAGCGGAGAGCGUGUGGAUGGGAUGCGGCGUGGAAGAGGAAAAGGCGUUGAAGGAGCUCAAAGCACAGGACCUUGAUAAUGCCAUUAUCCUGAUGUCUGAGAUCAAGAAGAAUCUGGGCGAUGACGCGGAUGAUAGGGUUGGAGAAUUGUUGAGUGUCUUGGUGGAGAAGAAGGGGAGUGAUGUGGCGGAAAGUGUGGCCAGGCUGGCUAUCUGA